Molecule: messenger RNA, 3489 nt
Organism: Protopolystoma xenopodis
Lineage: Eukaryota; Metazoa; Platyhelminthes; Monogenea; Polystomatidea; Polystomatidae
Source: the annotation of a GenBank genome assembly
AUGUUUGACUUAGCCUCACUAAAUGAGCAUGAUCGUUGUCCGGAGCAGAAAGUUCUCAGGACUGUUCUUAAGUCGAAUCCAAUGAAUGCCUCGCCUUCCUCCGACAUGGAGCAGCCAGAUGAUGAGUCGACAAAGGUUAAUCUGAUAAGUCAAGUUGUAAACAAAAGCUCAGGUCUGAAUGAUACCAAAGAGGCGGUGCUUGUUCCGACUUCUGGACAUAGUCACCCGGUUACCGUUGACGAGGUGGACGUGAGCAAUGGCUCUCAAUCACAAAUUGGUUAUAUGAUGUGUGUGAAUGAGACUGAGCUAAAAUUGGGAGGUUAUAGGGAGACAACGUCAACUCAAUUGACGCCUUGCAGUUCUCCAGCAUCACGUCACCACGAGCCGGACGGCAGGCUGAUGAGUCAAGCACCCCUUCACAUUGUCGCCUCAGCUCUCAACCUCGGAGAGGGACUCGAGCCCACCACAAUUGAGCCAUACUGUUCAGUCAGAAGUCUAGCCUCAUCCUCCAAAGGGCGCACCUUGUCCUGUCUUGAGGCGAUUGGAAAGUUGAGCCGAUCCGUGAUGGUGGAAAAAUGGGAAGAUCAAAAGGUUUCGUCAGGAUUUGCUACCAACUUUCCGCAUUUCACAAAGUCGAACUCGACCAAAUUAGAUCCUACAAUAACCUGGCGUCUUCAGGGCAGCAUUUUGGCGCCAAGCAGUGGUUCCCUGAUGCCUGAUUUCACAAGACAGAUUAGCACAGGUUUAGCGUCAAGACGACCCAGUUUACAGCAGUCUGAGGCUGGAGGUACAGCAAAUUCUGAGUCACUGGUUUACUCGGUUUUGCCACCUUUUCUCUCAUCCGUUCAACUUUCUGGCCCAGAAGAGGUAAUCACAUGCUCGACGGAUAGACCGGGUUUUUCCAGUCUCAGUGUGGAUGCAAUGAAUCUGAUCGCAGCCAAACAAGCGGAACCGCCUACUACCGACCUCGAUCCUGGCGUCACCGUCGGCCUCGAGCUUGGAACCGACGAGAAGUCGACAUCAGGUCGACUGAUGACGGCCUGGCAAUCGAUGCGAGAAUUGUAUGCUGAAGGCGCUGGUGAUCCGACGGAACAGAUACGUCGAAAACGGGACCAGGGAGUGACAGAUUUAUUGAACCUCGACGAUCGACACAUGGCAACGUCAAUUGUCGCCGUUUCGCUGGCUGAAGGUUUACAAGGCCUUCAGGGCGGUUCCGGCGAUCAGACGACAGGACUUUUGGAGACUUCUGACAUGGAAUGGGCUCAUUCCACGGCUGUUUACGCUGGUGAUGAAGGUGGUCGGUGUUGGCCAACCCCUCUUCGACGUCAUCGACUGCGCACAGCCAUCUCGUUGGACAGCAUUUUGUUGGCCCAAGAAGAGAGUCAAACAAGGCGAGGCUUUUUAAAAGGAAAAGAUACCAACAAACUGACAAAUGAUGUAUGCCUGAUUGCUACACAAUCGGAGCAGACAAUUCCCAUUCGACUGUACGCUGAGUCGUUUGGCGCUACACUUGCGUUACAGUUGAAGCAUUCGUUGAAUCGGCAAAAUUCUGAAUCAAUCAAAUCCAAUCUGGCCGUUAGCCUCGAAGGAAAUCGAGGCGCCACAACACUUUGCUCUAUCAUCUACGAAUCACCGUCUGUUCAACAUUCACCAUUUGCUCUCGAGGUCACCGCAUGGCCGGGUCGGUGUGUUCAGGCUGAAUUAACCAAAACUUAUUCCGAUGGCAACAUCACCAAAAUUGUGGACCGAUGUGAGAAUGUUGAAGAUGUGAGUAAAGCUUCGUCUAGGUCUGAUUUAGUCAAUCUCGGUUGUCCGGCCUGUACAGAGGAGCGAAUGAAAGAGACGCUUGGACGACUUCGCGGACAAGCGGACAGUUUAAGCAGCCUCAGUAGUCCACCACAAACCGGUGCCUACGUCUACACUGGUAGUCCAAGUGAUGCCAACUCUGAGUGCUCCUGUUACCAUCAACUGAACGAAGCUGACAUCGAGAAUGGGCCAAAUCGAGUUGUACCGAUGGACGAAGUUCAGCCUAAAGGAGAGACACAGGAAUCAGGCAAAUUGGGACAAAUAGGAAAAAUGGGCAAAUUGGGCAAAUUGAGUAAAUUGAACAAAUCUGGCAUAUUUGGCAAAUUUGCCCAAUCAGUCAGUGAAGCCAAGAAGAUGGAGGUGGGUUUAAAAGUGAUGCACAGUCUGGCUGACACUGAAAACCUGCCGGCCAGAGACAAGUUUGCAACAAACAAGUCGGCCGCCUGCGAAGACUCACCCAUUCUUGGCUUCAGUCAGAGUGUAUUUCCCGAAAAAAGAUGCUCUCCAAAGUCGAGAAAAAGUGUAGAACAGAUAGUCCAACUGUUGGCAGUCCAAGAGACUCGUAGUGUAUUUCAAGAAUGGCUGGUUGAACAGGUCGCCAAGACGAUAUCACGGCAAAAUCGUCAUCAAUCCGGACCUCAAACUAUAUCUAAUGAUGCAGUGGGAGAUUGCGCCACCGAGUCGAGUUGUGCGUCAACCUGUUGCUCUCUGGGCAACCAACCAGCACGUCGACUCGUCAGAGGCCAGAAGCAAUACUUUCCUAAAACCCUGCCAACUUCAUUCGACUCCGGCUCCGACUGCUGCCCCGGGCUUGGCUCCGGUUGCGGCUCCGUCUUGGCCUCCACCUCCGCCUCCGUCUGCUGCUCCGACUGCGACUCUGGCACCGGUUCGGAACCCUCUACCCCAGCCAUAUUCACCGCCAAUUACGCGGGUCAAAAGGCCAAGCUCAACUAUCCGAUCGACGACAUUUCGUAUGAUGAGACGGUUGUAAACAACUGUCCAAGAUGCCUGGCUGAAGGUGAGCAUCAAAAGGUUGGGCCAGGCAUGAAAGUCCACCAUAAACAGACCUUUGCAGAGGAGACCGGUCUCUGGAAGCCUAUAGUUCAAGAGGAGGACGAAUUCUCCGAUGAAACAAUUCUGGUAGCUGAAUCGCUGGCGAGUGAAUCACUAGAAGAGGAAUGCACGUCGUGUGAAAGUGACGAAGAAGCAUUAGGCAACCUACAAGAAACCAUAAAAAAUUCUGGCCAACAGACGCAUGAACCUAAAUGGCCUCAUUUAAAACGAAAAAGUGCUGAGAAAGAGGAUACCACCAAAUGCCGUUCGCUCUAUUUGAAGAAUAGACAGAAAAAAAUUAAGGGACAAACAAAAACUAACGGAAUGUGGACAAGGGAACACGAAAAUCGUAUAAUCAAGGGUUCAAUAAAGGUCAGAACUGCCAUCAAUGGAGUAUCGUCUCUAGACGAGCCUCAUAUGGCAGCAAAUGCACACAAAAAAGAGGCGGCUAUGAAAGAAGUUACCCACAUUUACCCUUCAAGUCAAAUACCGAGGCUACAGAACCUAGGCGAAAAUAAUCGCGAGUCAUUCAAAAAGUCUCAAAUCGACAAAAAAUUGGAGAACCAACGAUUAGUUGCGUCUGGCAAAGCAGAAGUUUGGCGAGAAACUGUGAGUUUUUCCAUAACCUAA